UUCCCCACUCCUCUUUGUGGUUUCUUUGUAUAAUGGUGAACCUCUUAAGGCAAGCAUGUUUCUAUUAAAAGUAGGGGACAAGUUGAAGAUUCCAAGAUUUAAAAAGGUAAUUCCUGGAUUAUGUUGUAAUAGAUUCCAGUUGAGAGAUGAGUUUGAGUCAAAUCAUUGGUACGUGGCCCAACUUGAAUCCUGCAUCCAAUCCAAAUCUCUUUCUCAAGGGAAGAUUAUACAUCAACAUAUCAUUAAGAACAAUUCUAAUAUCAGAGAUUUAUCCAUUAUCCUUGACAAGCUUACUCAUCUCUAUGUUAAAUGUAAUGAAGUCCAACUUGCCCGCCAAGUGUUUGAGAAAAUUCCAAACCCAAGUGUUGUUUGUUGGAACAUGAUGAUCAGAGCUUAUGCCUGGAAUGGACCCUUUCAACAAGGCAUAGAUUUGUACUAUAAGAUGUUGCAACUUGGGGUGACACCCAACAAAUUCACUUUCCCUUUUAUUCUCAAAGCUUGUUCGGCUCUGCAAGAUAUACAAGUUGGGCAAGAAAUCCACAAGCAUGCCAAGCAACUUGGUCUCGAAAUGGACGUUUAUGUUUGCACAGCCUUGGUUGACAUGUAUGCCAAAUGUGGAGAUUUGUUUCAAGCACAAACCUUAUUUAAUUGUAUGUCCAGCAGGGAUAUUGUGGCAUGGAAUGCCAUCAUUGCUGGGUUUUCACUGCAUACACUUCACAAUGAAACUAUGGAGUUACUUGUACAAAUGCAACAAGCAGGAAUAGUUCCCAAUUCUUCAACUAUUGUAGCAGUUUUACCCACAGUUGGACAAGCUAAUGCAUUAAGCCAGGGGAAGGCAAUCCAUGGUUACUCUUUAAGGAAAAUGUUCAGUGACAGUGUUGUUGUUGGAACUGGUCUUUUGGAUAUGUAUGCUAAAUGCCAUCAUUUAUCUUAUGCCAGGAAGAUUUUUGAUCGGAUGAAGCAAAAGAAUGAGAUAUGUUGGAGUGCUAUGAUUGGAGGAUAUGUUGCCUGUGAUUUCAUGACAAAUGCAUUGGCCCUUUUUGAUGAGAUGGUACAUGUUUAUGAGUUAAACCCUACACCAGUUACUCUUGCAAGCAUACUUCGAGCUUGUGCUAAGCUUACUGAUUUGAACAAAGGGCAAAGCUUACAUUGUUACAUGAUUAAAUCAGGGAUGGACUUAGAUACAACGGUAGGAAACUCACUCAUAUCAAUGUAUGCUAAGUGUGGGAUGAUGGAGGACGCAGUCGGAUUUCUUGAGGAAAUGACCUCAAAGGAUACAGUUUCAUAUAGUGGUAUCAUGUCAGGAUGUGAUAGGAUGCAUAAACUGGAUGUGGUUUCAUGGAAUACAAUGAUAAUUGGUUAUGGUAUUCAUGGGCAAUGCACAGAGGCACUUUCUUUAUUCCAUGAGUUUCAGGUUUCAGGCUUGAAGCCAGAUGAUGUGACCUUUGUUGCUGUUUUAUCUGCCUGCAGCCAUUCAGGGCUUGUCAAGGAAGGGAAAUAUUGGUUUAAUGCCAUGAACCAAGAGUUCAGCAUCACUCCAAGAAUGGCACAUUAUAUUUGCAUGGUGGACCUUCUUGCCCGAGCAGGAAAUUUGGAUGAAGCAUACAUCUUUAUUCAAAGGAUGCCAUUCGAGCCUGAUGUUCGUGUAUGGAGUGCAUUGCUUGCUGCAUGUAGGACCCACAGAAAUAUUGAAAUGGGGGAAGAAGUGUCAAAGAGGAUCCAGAAGCUGGGACCUGAAAGUACAGGAAACUUUGUUCUUUUGUCAAACAUCUAUAGCUCUGUUGGGAGAUGGGAGGAUGCAGCACAAAUCAGAACAAUACAACAGCAUCAAGGUUACAAGAAAAGUCCAGGAUGCAGUUGGGUUGAGGUCUCUGGCGUAAUCCAUGGAUUUAUUGGCGGGGAUCAAUCUCAUCCACAAUCAGCAACCAUAAAUAAAAAAUUACAGGAGCUGCUAGUGCAAAUGAAAAGGCUGGGAUACAGUGCAGAUUCUAAUUUUGUUCUCCAUGAUGUUGAAGAAGAGGAAAAAGAACAGAUUCUCCUAUAUCAUAGUGAAAAAAUAGCCAUUGCAUUUGGACUUCUUAAUAUCAGCCCCUCCAAUCCCAUUCUAGUUACAAAAAAUCUGAGAAUUUGUGUUGACUGCCAUUCUGCAAUAAAGUUUAUGACACUCAUAACAAAUAGGGAGAUAAUAGUGAGAGAUGCAAGUCGAUUCCAUCAUUUUAAGAACGGCAUAUGCAAUUGUCGGGAUUUCUGGUGAGAUAAAGGAAAGGUAUUAUACUUGCUAUGGUUCAAUUAAGAUAUGGCGAGGUAGAUGUGAAUAUACCUGCAAUAUGGUGGAAGUUAACAAUGUCCACCAUGGGUACUUUUAUAAAAAUACUCCUCUCUGAUCAUUAGUUAAGUUACUUUUAAAUUUUAUUAUGGUAAAAAUAAACUCCAACAGAAUUUUAUU
Arachis duranensis is the source of this 2446-nucleotide messenger RNA. Its product is annotated as pentatricopeptide repeat-containing protein At3g12770-like. The record is from RefSeq and is a predicted model, not a curated record. Bases 56 to 2254 code for a protein of 732 amino acids. The transcript has a single exon. Gene Ontology annotation, molecular function: RNA binding; zinc ion binding; protein binding. NCBI's taxonomy places the organism in Eukaryota, Viridiplantae, Streptophyta, Magnoliopsida, Fabales, Fabaceae. Gene Ontology annotation, biological process: RNA modification.